AGAAAUAUCUAUCAGCGUGCAGGCCAUGCAUUGUCUACGACCCUGCGCUUCGGAAAAUUUUGCCCAAUUCCUAAUUUCUUGGAAUCUUCUUCUUUCCUCUCUCAUUCUUCUCUCUUCUCCUGCAGUUUGGUCCCCGCAGCUUUUUCAGCCUUUCACUAAUCUUCUGCAAAGCCAAUUCAAUUUCUGAUCCUUUCCUCCGACAAAUCUUAUUCAUUUCAUUGGGAUUUCGGAUCCCAAAAAUAUCGAAAUCAGAUUCCCUCGAUUUCACCAAUCGUCGCUAACUCUUUUUCGUUUAUAGAAGUUGGGAGCUUUUGGGGAUCGAAUUAAUGGAGCUUCGGAUGCUAAAAAAGGGAUCCAAUUUCUCCGGCAGGAGAAGAAAAUGGCUUUUGAUUCUCGCAGCUCUCGGAGUAUCGAGUUAUGGCCUCUACACGGUGUAUAAUUUGCCGUCGGUGGCGAGGAAACGGAAGAGGCUGAUGAAGCUUUUCGGAGCCCUAAUUUCCAUGGCCGAAUUGGUCUCCGAUUCCGCCGAGACGAUCGGAAUCGUGUCUAGGGAUUUGAAGGAGUUUCUGAAAUCCGAUUCCGACGAAUUGCCCAAAAGUCUGAAGCAAAUUUCGAAAAUCGCGAGGUCGGAGGAGUUCUCCGAAUCGUUGAGUAGGUUGACUGAGGCGUUGACGAUUGGGGUUCUGCGAGGGUACGAGUCGGAGGCGAAGAAUGGGAGUGAAUCGGCGACGAUUCAAAGCUUUCCUGAUAGGGUUAUGGAUAGGAUUUUCUCUACGGCCGGGACUGGUUUCGCUUCGGUUGUGGUGGGAAGCUUUGCGAGGAACUUGGUUAUGGGGUUUUACUCUGAUCGGCAAUCCGUUAAUCGACCUGGAACCUCCAAUUUAUCGGACAUUCCUGAAUGGUUGAGCUUGAUUUGUAGCGAUAAAAGCAGAGAAUUAAUGGCGGAUUGCAUAAGGGUCUUCGUCAGCACCGCCGUCGCAGUUUAUCUAGACAAGACAAUGGAUAUCAAUUUCUAUGACGACGUAUUCACCGGAUUGACCAAUCCAAAACAUCAAGACAAAGUGAGGGACAUUCUGGUUUCUGUAUGUAAUGGCGCUGUGGAAACGCUAGUGAAAACAUCUCACCGAGUACUGAGUUCAAGCUCGAACUCGAACUCGAAUUCGGAUAUUAGUAUUAGUAGCCGUCCUUCUUGUUCAAUUGUUGAUCAGAGUGAAAGUCCAAGCGGAAGUAUUGAUGAGGGUUUUGUAAAAGGGAGCUCUGUUUAUAAGAUUCAGGACAGUAGGUGGGUUGGUAUUGUCUCAUCGACAUUGGCGGUGCCGAGUAAUCGAAAAUUCAUGCUUGAUGUAACUGGGAGAGUCACAUUUGAGACAGUACGAUCGCUUGUGGCAUUCAUGUUGUGUAGGAUAUUAGAUUGUUUGAAGAGAAGUUUUAGUGUAGCCCAUGAGGAGGUUGUGGACAGGGGAUUGGUAGUGGUCAGAUAUUUUGGUGCAAAGUCUUCUGUUAUUGUCACCAUUUGUCUUGCUUUGUACUUACAUAUCGCGGCUGGUACUAGAGUUCUGCUUCCUGCUUAAUUCAGGGCAUUAAGGGUUGUAUGCAUUUGUUCUCGUGUCUUAAUUGUUCCUGCUGUUAAAAAGUUCUUAGUUAUUGAUUUGUGGUAAAGCAUUGAUUUUGGGCUAAAUGUAUCUUGUGGCUCACAUUAGCUUUGACAGAAUGUGUAGUUGUGUAUCUAGACAAGAACUUAAAUGGUAUUCUCCUUGUUUUCCCUUAUAUAUUUUCUACUUUUGUUCCUUUUCAA
Molecule: messenger RNA, 1795 nt
Organism: Morus notabilis
Lineage: Eukaryota; Viridiplantae; Streptophyta; Magnoliopsida; Rosales; Moraceae
Product: protein PHLOEM PROTEIN 2-LIKE A10
Exons: 1
Coding region: 327-1571 (414 amino acids)
Source: RefSeq, a predicted model, not a curated record